Molecule: messenger RNA, 779 nt
Organism: Wallemia mellicola CBS 633.66
Lineage: Eukaryota; Fungi; Basidiomycota; Wallemiomycetes; Wallemiales; Wallemiaceae
Product: Ctr-domain-containing protein
Exons: 4
Coding region: 59-628 (189 amino acids)
Biological process (GO): copper ion transmembrane transport
Cellular component (GO): membrane
Molecular function (GO): copper ion transmembrane transporter activity
Source: RefSeq, a predicted model, not a curated record
UUUGCCAUUUUCGUCCGCCCCUUUCUGUUUUCAGUACAACAAAGUAAAUCAACGAAAGAUGGAAAUGAGCGGCAUGGAUAUGGGUGGUAUGGACAUGGGGGAUGGUGGCAUGGAUAUGAAUAUGUCCUGUAGCUCCUCCAUGCUUUGGAACUGGAAUAUAAUGAAUAUCUGCCCUGUAUCCGAUCAGUGGCAUAUCAAAUCACAUGGUGCAUUCGCUGGUACCGUCAUCGGAGUAUUCUUUAUCGUCGUCGCUGUAGAGACGGUCAGGAGAUUCGGUAGAGAGUACGACAGGAAGAUCGUUAAUGAUUAUCGAAAAUCUCAAGCUGACGCUGGUAAUGUUGCACCAGAUGUCGACGCAAAAGGAGACAUAGGUCCAGCGCCAGUUCUAGUAGGAACAGGUCAAUUGAAACCAUUCAGACCAACAUUCACACAGCAAUUAAUCAGAUCACUAGUAUAUUUCGUUCAAUUUUCCGCUACUUAUAUUGUCAUGUUGAUAGCUAUGACAUUUAAUGGCUACUUACUUUUCGCUAUCUUCUUCGGUGGUGGAUUUGGAUACCUCGUUAGUAGCUGGGAUACUGUAGGAUUGGUCGAAGAUACAGACAAGAGCUCAUCAGGAUGCUGCUGCUGAGCGUCGAAUAUAACCUAUCGCUCGCAUCUUCGAAUAAUCACUACUCAUCUUUUUUGGAAACUUGUAAACAAUAUCUCUCUGUAUUUCUUUAUCUAGAGACGUGCACUAGUCAUUUUUUUACAUAUUUUUUGGAAUACAUAUAUCUUUCUUC